UCUAGGUGCAUAUAGUGGAAGUUGUGUUGCGUCCCGCCAAAAAGUUAACACGCGUACAGCAGGUGUUUGUAUUGCUGUGUCAAAGUGUCGGUUGGAAUUAUAACCUCUACGACAUCACGAUAAACGUGAAGGGUGUAAAAUUUUAUAAGUUAUACAACUAAAUUAACUUCAUCAUUAGUUGCGUUGUGCUGUUAUGUGUAUAUCGUUGAAAUGACUGCGAAUUUGGACUCGUUGACCGCUGCGCUCAAUAAAACAUCGCUCACGCCUGGUGGAGUCUCUUUUGCUGGGAGAGGACUUAAAUUAAACAACGCUGAAGAUGCGAAAGAAAUCGUCGAGGCAAUAAACAAUUGCCCAGACUUACAAUUUCUGAACCUAGAGGGCAACACGCUCGGAAUUGAAGCAGCAAAAGCUAUAUCCCAAGCACUGAAAAAUAAAAGUGAAUUCCAAAGGGCAUUAUGGAAGGAUCUCUUUACAGGUCGCAUGAAAGAUGAAAUUCCUAUAGCUCUCAGACACUUGGGUGAUGGUCUGCUUACAGCAAAUGCAAGAUUAGUUGAACUAGACUUGAGUGACAAUGCAUUUGGACCUAUUGGAGUUGAAGGCUUGGCUUCUUUACUUAGAAGUUCAUGUUGUUACCAACUUCAAGAGUUAAGACUCAAUAACAAUGGUCUGGGUAUAGGUGGAGGCAAAAUGUUGGCUGGUGCACUUCUAGAUUGUCAUCGCAACAGUCAACAAGAAGGAAAACCUAUGGCUUUGAAAGUAUUCAUUGCAGGAAGAAACAGAUUGGAGAAUCCUGGUGCGACUGAGUUAGCUAAAGUGUUUAAAACUAUCGGAACACUUGAAGAAAUCGCCAUGCCACAGAAUGGUAUUUAUCAUGUGGGUAUAACAGCAUUAUCAGAAGCAUUCAAGAGUAAUUUGAAUUUGAAAAUUCUCAACUUGAAUGAUAAUACUAUAGGAGGUAAAGGUGCAAGAGCACUAGCAAAAGUGAUUCCUAAGUUGAAAGAAUUAAGAGUUAUUAAUUUCGGUGAUUGUUUAUUAAAAACAAAAGGAACUGUUGCCAUUGCUGAGAGUUUAGCAGAGAGUGAAAACAUUGAAGAGAUUUAUCUGGAUUGUAAUGAGGUGAGACAUGAAGGAGCCAUAAAACUUUUGAAUAUUUUGGAGAAAAAGGUAAAUAUUAAAAGUUCUAUCAAUGGGAAUUGUUUCGGAGAAGAUGGCUGUCAGAGAAUCAUGAAAACUCUGCAAAAGUUCGGAAAAGCACAGAUUUUGGAUAGUUUAAGUGAAGAUGAAGGUGAAGACGAAGAUGAUGAAGACAGCGAAGAAGCCGCUUCAGAAGAACAAGAAGAAGAAGAGGAAGAGGAGGAACACAUUCCAAAUCCUGCUUCUUCAAACCCAAUUCGUGGAAUUGUCACUGUUAAAGACUUCAUGGCGUCGCCAUCGCCUGAUAAAUUGAUUGCCCUGGGUGAAAAACGCAGCGAAUUGAUUCUUGCACAUGCAAAAGCUUCGCCUACAGAUACAUUUAUAGAAUCAUUUCUGGAAGUUUUGAUGCACGUCGCAUCAAUGUCCAAUAAAUCCAAGCAAGAUCCAAUGAAAAAUUUGGUUGUCAAGUGUUGUGAACAACUCUGCGUCGAAUUAUUCGGCUGGUGUCAACGUCACGAUAAAAUCUCGAUUUUGAAUAAUACUAUAUUGGUAUACCUGAAUUUAAUCAAGAGUGAAAACAAGAAGUUUGUGCCCACGUGGGACAUCGAAGGCUGCCUGCAGACAUUUGAAGCCAUUGUGAACAAGAACUAUUUCCCGGUUUCAACGCGCGACGCACUCAAGUGUUUCAUUCAGAGAGAUGUCACAAGCAAGAAAGGCAAGCACCUCGAGGCGAAAACCAACCUCUUGCAGCAUCUACAUUAAGUAAUUGAUUAAAUGGUGGAUUAUUUAUCGAUGUAAGUUGUUUUCUCGGGGAAUAUAUCCUCUAAGUUUUA
Molecule: messenger RNA, 1967 nt
Organism: Dalotia coriaria
Lineage: Eukaryota; Metazoa; Arthropoda; Insecta; Coleoptera; Staphylinidae
Product: ran GTPase-activating protein 1
Biological process (GO): activation of GTPase activity; signal transduction; nucleocytoplasmic transport
Cellular component (GO): perinuclear region of cytoplasm; cytosol; nucleus
Molecular function (GO): small GTPase binding; GTPase activator activity
Source: RefSeq, a predicted model, not a curated record